UAAUCGUCUAUCUCUAUUACGAGGGCUAAUGCCUUACAUAUGUUCGAAGGAAGCAUCCACUCUCUAGAUAUUCAUACAAUCGAAUCUCUGCUCGAAACUGAGACGGAUACGCCGACUUCUCAUGCCAUCUCGACUUCCUGGAGCUGCUCCAGAGAGAGUUACAGUAGCAUACAUACCAGAGCAAUAGCCACCCAAGGUGGAAGAAAUGGUCAAAGUUGACAAAAUUUCCGUCCAGACGUGUAUGAUGAUUAGCAUGUCUUGUAAACCUUUGGUUUUUGUGGUGGGCACAAAAUCGCUUCCCUUGCUACUAAUGAGCACCCUGGGAAAGACCUCGGGGGUUAAAAUGAGAGCAUUAUUCGAAGCCAGCAUGUUUGAAAAAGAUGUUGAAUUCCACUCUCAGUCCGUCUUGAGAUUUAGGAACCACAUACAAGAGAUUUCAGCAGGCGAAGGAGUAAGUGAAACAGAAGCCCUCCUGCAGAGAGACAUUGCCAAGACAAGGGGAUCGAAGAUCCGGAUACCAUUGGAGUUAAUACAUCCAUUUUCGAGUUGGGAUUCGCUUCGAUGGACAUCAUUCGCUUGAAAGUCUAUAUCAAAUUCCGGUUGGGUAUUGCGAUAGCCAAUAUUAUGCUUAUAAAUAACCCUACCGUGCGAACGCUGGCGGCUGCCUUGGCCGAGCCAGACCCAGCACAUCAUUCACCUGGUACUGGUACUACAAUUGUUACGCUAGACUCCAAUGCUG
Daldinia loculata is the source of this 739-nucleotide messenger RNA. RefSeq lists its product as uncharacterized. NCBI's taxonomy places the organism in Eukaryota, Fungi, Ascomycota, Sordariomycetes, Xylariales, Hypoxylaceae. The coding region runs from base 206 to 580 and encodes 124 amino acids. The record is from RefSeq and is a predicted model, not a curated record. The transcript has a single exon.